This is a messenger RNA of Coregonus sp. 'balchen', 16597 nucleotides long. The record is from the annotation of a GenBank genome assembly. NCBI's taxonomy places the organism in Eukaryota, Metazoa, Chordata, Actinopteri, Salmoniformes, Salmonidae.
GCCAAGGCCUGCCCCGCCAAGGAGUUCCAGUGCCAUAACAGGAAGUGUGUGGCUCCCAUCUUUGUGUGCGACGGCGAUGACGACUGCGGGGAUGGGAGUGAUGAGGAGAAGUGUUCCAUUUCCACCUGUGGCCCCCACGAGUUCCGCUGUAACGACUCAGAGUGCAUCCCGGCCCUGUGGAGCUGCGAUGGGGACCCAGACUGCGGGGAUAAGUCUGAUGAGUCUAUGGAGCGCUGUAGUCGCCGGACAGAGCCCCAGAAGCCCCGUUGCCCGGCGGGGGAGUUCCAGUGUGGAAGUGGAGAGUGUGUCCACCUCAACUGGAAGUGUGACGGCGACGCAGACUGCAAGGACAAAUCUGACGAGGCUGACUGCGGUAAGUCAUCUACUGUAUCUGGGCUUGGGUCACCUGAGGAUGCACACAGGAUGUGGCCGUACAUAUACAGUGCAUUCGGAAAGUAUUCAGACCCCUUGACUUUUUCCACAUUAUUUUUACAUUACAGCCUUAUUCUAAAAUGGAUUAAAUUGUUUUUUUCCCCCUCAUCAAUCUAUGGCUGUGGUCAAAAGUUUUGAAAAUGACACAUAUUAAUCUUCACAAAGUCUGCUGCCUCAGUUUUUAUGAUGGCAAUUUGCAUAUACUCCAGAAUGUUAUGAAGAGUGAUCAGAUGAAUUGCAAUUAAUUGCAAAGUCCCUCUUUGCCAUGAAAAUGAACUUAAUCCCCAAAAUACAUUUCCACUGCAUUUCAGCCCUGCCACAAAAGGACCAGCUCGCAUCAUGUCAGUGAUUCUCUCGUUAACACAGGUGAGAGUGUUGACGAGGACAAGGCUGGAGAUCACUCUGUCAUGCUGAUUACAUUUUACAUUUACAUUUUAGUCAUUUAGCAGAUGCUCUUAUCCAGAGCGACUUACAGUUAGUGAGUGCAUACAUUUUUCAUACUGGCCCCCCGUGGGAAUCGAACCCACAACCCUGGCGUUGCAAGCGCCAUGCUCUACCAACUGAGCUACAGGAGGCCCCUGAUUGAGUUAGAAUAACAGACUGGAAGCUUUAAAAGGAGGGUGGUGCUUGAAAUCAUUGUUCUUCCUCUGUUAACCAUGGUUACCUGCAAGGAAACACGUGCCGUCAUCAUUGCUUUGCACAAAAAGGGCUUCAUAGGCAAGGAUAUUGCUGCCAGUAAGAUUGCACCACCUAAAUCAACCAUUUAUCGGAUCAUCAAGAACUUCAAGGAGAGAGGUUCAAUUGUUGUGAAGAAGGCGUCAGGGCACCCAAGAAAGUCCAGCAAGUGCCAGGACCGUCUCCUAAAGUUGAUUCAGCUGCGGGAUCGGGGCACCACCUGUGCAGAGCUUGCUCAGGAAUGGCAGCAGGCAGGUGUGAGUGCAUCUGCACGCACAGUGAGGCAAAGACUUUUGGAGGAUGGCCUGAUGUCAAGAAGGGCAGCAAAGAAGCCCCUUCUCUCCAGGAAAAACAUCAGGGACAGACUGAUAUUCUGCAAAAGGUACAGGGAUUGGACUGCUGAGGACUGGGGUAAAGUCAUUUUCUCUGAUGAAUCCCCUUUCCGAUUGUUUUGGGCAUCUGGAAAAAAGCUUGUCCGGAGAAGACAAGUUGAGUGCUACCAUCAGUCCUGUGUCAUGCCAACAGUAAAGCAUCCUGAGACCAUUCAUGUGUGGGGUUGCUUCUCAGCUAAGGGAGUGGGCUUACUCACAAUUUUGCCUAAGAACACAGCCAUGAAUAAAGAAUGGUACCAACAAAUCAUCCGAGAGCAACUUCUCCCAACCAUCCAAGAACAGUUUGGUGACGAACAAUGCCUUUUCCAGCAUGAUGGAGCACCUUGCCAUAAGGCAAAAGUGAUAACUAAGUGGCUCUGGGAACAAAACAUCAACAUUUUGGGUCCAUGGCCAGGAAACUCCCCAGACCUUAAUCCCAUUGAGAACUUGUGGUCAAUCCUCAAGAGGCAGGUGGACAAACAAAAACCCACAAAUUCUAACAAACUCCAAGCAUUGAUUAUGCAAGAAUGGGCUGCCAUCAGUCAGGAUGUGGCCCAGAAGUUAAUUGACAGCAUGCCAGGGCGGAUUGCAGAGGUCUUGAAAAAGAAGGGUCAACAAUGCAAAUAUUGACUCUUUGCAUAAACUUAAUGUAAUUGUAAAUAAAAGCCUUUGACACUUAUGGAAAGCUUGUAAUUAUACUUCAGUAUACCAUAGUAACAUCUGACAAAAAUAUCUAAAAACACUGAAGCAGCAAACUUUGUGAAGACCAAUACUUGUGUCAUUCUCAAAACUUUUGACCACGACUGUACACACAAUACCCCUUAAUGACGAAGCAAAAAAAUUAUUUUAUAAUUUUUUGCAAAUGUAUUACAAAAAUUUACAUAGGUAUUCAGACCCUUUACUCUGUACUUUGUUGAACCACCUUUGGCACCGAUUACAGCCUCAAGUCUUCUUGGGUAUGACGCUACAAGCUUGGCACACCUGUAUUUGGUGAGUUUCUCCCAUUCUUCUCUGCAGAUCCUCUCAAGCUCUGUCAGGUUAGAUGGGGAGCAUCUCUGCACAGCUAUUUUCAGGUCUCUCCAGAGAUGUUCGAUCAGGUUCAUGUCUGGACUCUGGCUGGGCCACUCAAGGACAUUCAGAGACUUGUCCUGAACCCACUCCUGCGUUGUCUUGGCUGUGUGCCUAGGGUCGUUGUCCUGUUGGAAGGUGAACCGUCGCCCCAGUCAGAGGUCCUGAGCACUCUGGAGCAGGUUUUCAUGAAAGAUCUCUCUGUACUUUGCUCCGUUCAUCUUUCCCUCGAUCCUGACUAGUCUCCCAAUCCCUGCCACUGAAAGACAUCCCCACAGCAUGAUGCUGCCACCACCAUGCUUCACCGUAGGGAUGGUGCCAGGUUUGCUUGGCAUUCAGGCCAAAGAGUUCAGUCUUGGAUUCAUCAGACCAGAGAAUAUUGUUUUUCAUGGUCUGAGUACUUUAGGUGCCUUUUGACAAACUCCAAGCUUGCUGUCAUGUGCCUUUUACUGAGGAGUGGCUUCCGUCUGGCCACUCUACCAUAAAGGCCUGAUUGGUGGAGUGCUGCAGAGAUGGUUGGAAGGUUCACCCAUCUCCACAGAGGAACUUUGGAGCUCUGUCAGAGUGACCAUUGGGUUCUUGGUCACCUCCCUGACCAAGAAGGCCCUUCUCCCACGAUUGCUCAGUUUGGCCAGGCAGCCAGCUCUAGGAAGAGUCUGGGUGGUUCCAAACUUCUUCUAUUUAAGAAUGAUGAAGGCCACUGUGUACUUGGGGACAUUCAAUGCUGCAGAGUUUUUUUGGUACCCUUCCCCAGAUCUGUGACUCGACACAAUCCUGUCUCGGAGCUCUAUGGACAAUUCCUUCGACCUCAUGGCUUGGUUUUUGCUCUGACAUGCACUGUCAACUGUUGGACCUUAUAUAGACAGGUGUGCCUUUCCAAAUAAUUUCCAAUCAAUUUAAUUUACCACAGGUGGACUCCAAUCAAGUUGUAGAAACAUGAUCACAGAUGAUCAAUGGAAAAAUAAUGCACCUGAGCUCAAUUUCAAGUCUCAUAGCAAAGGGUCUGAAUAGUUAUGUAAAUGAGGUAUUUCUACAAACCUGUUUUCACUUUGUCAUUAUGAGGUAUUGUGUGUAGAUUGAAAAAUAAUUAAAUACAUUUUUAGAAUAAGGCUGUAACGUAACAAAAUGUGGGAAAAAAUGAAGGGGUCUGAAAACUUUCCGAAUGCACUGUAUAUGUAUAUAGUCUAUAUGGACAGGAAGUGGAGUUUUCUGUGUGUGUAGGGUUGUAGUAAGCUUAGAAUGACUUAACAGCUUAAAAUCACUAUACAUAUCUAUGUACAAUUAAUAUAUGUGGAUGGAUUUGUUUGUGUACAGGCAUUGGUGUGUAUUGUAGCGUCUUUGUCUGUAUGUGUGUGCCUGCGUGUCUGUAUGAAUGAUACAGUAUGCUAUCAAAGCCCCCCUGAGACAUCUGUUUUGGCGCCCGUUAAUAAGAAGCUCCACGCUGGAAUCACCACGGCAAUCAGUGGGAUUGGUUGCCAUGCAACAGUGUGAUGAUUGGAACAGUGGAGAGCCCUUGAGAGGGAGCGAGGGUCCCCACUACCAUGGCCUCUCUCCCUGAGUAACACACUAUUCUCAACCCCAGAGACCACUCAGUAAUGACAAACACUGAUCACAAAGACAGGGAGGAAGUCAGAGUAGAUUCAUGCAGGGGUUUCAGACGUAUUGUUAAAAUAUGAUUAAACCUACCUACCAUUAUGAUAAAAACUAUAUGAUAAAAAUAUAAUAUCCUACCUUAUUGUGGGUACUUUAUAUUAACUGUAGAGACCAUACUAAUGUUAAGCCGAUGUACAAGUCAUACCAGUGCUGUGGUGUCAUGUGUAGUGGUAUGUGAUGACAUGAUCAUUACUUAAAAAAUAAAUGAACAACUGUUUUAUUGUGUGCUCUGAAAUAAAACCCAGUCCACUGAGGCCCACAGGAGAGGUCAUCAUGCUGGGUUUAGAGAUAAAACAUGUGGCUAUGAGUCCAGAGACUGUUAGGAAAAGUAACCCAAAUAAACAUUAACAUAACCUUUAAGUCUAUAUAUUAGAUCUUGAAGUGCAAACAAACCACCCAGAGCACAGACAUUUUAGUAAGUUAUUGUAUCUUUGUUUCUUUGUGUCUUCUGAUGAGCAGGACCCUAAUGCAGUGUUCUGUGCAUUUGUUUUGUUACAACCCAAAAUGAAAUAGAGAUACAGGACAUACCCCUGAACUAGGCACAUGAUUCUAUAGGUGUACCUCAAAUGUAUUUAGCUGAUUCCCUCAUCGUCUUCCUCUCAAAGCACAUUGAAGCAGAAGAUCUGAAGUUCCUCCUAAAUUAUAUACAGUGCAUUUGAAAAGUAUUCAGACACCUUGACUUUUUCCACAUUUUGUUAUGUUACAGCCUUAUUGUAAAAUUGAUUAAAUUGUCCCCCCCCCCCCCCCUCAUCAAUCUACGUACAAUACCCCAUAAUGACAAAGCAAAAAAAUAGAUUAUUUGAAAUUUUAGCAAAUUACAAUUUAUUAAAAAAAACUGAAAUAUCACAUUUACUUAAGUAUUCAGACGCUUUACUCAGUACUUUGUUGAAGCACCUUUGGCAGCGAUUACAGCCUCAAGUCUUCUUGGGUAUGACGCUGUAUAUAUAUAUAUAUAUAUAUAUAUAUAUAUAUAUAUAUAUAUAUAUAUAUAUAUAUAUAUAUAUACAUACAUAUACAUACAUACAUACAUAUACAUACAUAUAUAUUAUUCUACAAAGUAGAAAAUUGUCAAAAUAAAGAAAAACCCUUGAAUGAGUAGGUGUUCUAAAACUUUUGCACGGUAGUGUAUGUAUAUACAGUGGGGGGAAAAAGUAUUUAGUCAGCCACCAAUUGUGCAAGUUCUCCCACUUAAAAAGAUGAGAGAAGCCUGUAAUUUUCAUCAUAAGUACACGUCAACUAUGACAGACAAAAUGAGGAAAAAAAAUCCAGAAAAUCUAAUUGUAGGAUUUUUAAUGAAUUUAUUUGCAAAUUAUGGUGGAAAAUAAGUAUUUGGUCAAUAACAAAAGUUUCUCAAUACUUUGUUAUAUACCCUUUGUUGGCAAUGACACAGGUCAAACGUUUUCUGUAAGUCUUCAAGGUUUUCACACACUGUUGCUGGUAUUUUGGCCCAUUCCUCCAUGCAGAUCUCCUCUAGAGCAGUGAUAUUUUGGGGCUGUCGCUGGGCAACACGGACUUUCAACUCCCUCCAAAGAUGUUCUAUGGGGUUGAGAUCUGGAGACUGGCUAGGCCACUCCAGGACCUUGAAAUGCUUCUUACGAAGCCACUCCUUCGUUGCCCGGGCGGUGUGUUUGGGAUCAUUGUCAUGCUGAAAGACCCAGCCACGUUUCAUCUUCAAUGCCCUUGCUGAUGGAAGGAGGUUUUCACUCAAAAUCUCACGAUACAUGUCCCCAUUCAUUCUUUCCUUUACACUGAUCAGUCGUCCUGGUCCCUUUGCAGAAAAACAGCCCCAAAGCAUGAUGUUUCCACCCCCAUGCUUCACAGUAGGUAUGGUGUUCUUUGGAUGCAACUCAGCAUCCUUUGUCCUCCAAACACGACGAGUUGAGUUUUUACCAAAAAGUUCUAUUUUGGUUUCAUCUGACCAUAUGACAUUCUCCCAAUCCUCUUCUGGAUCAUCCAAAUGCACUCUAGCAAACUUCAGACGGGCCUGGACAUGUACUGGUUUAAGCAGAGGGACACGUCUGGCACUGCAGGAUUUGAGUCCCUGACGGCGUAGUGUGUUACUGAUGGUAGGCUUUGUUACUUUGGUCCCAGCUCUCUGCAGGUCAUUCACUAGGUCCCCCCGUAUGGUUCUGGGAUUUUUGCUCACUGUUCUUGUGAUCAUUUUGACCCCACGGGGUGAGAUCUUGCGUGGAGCCCCAGAUCGAGGGAGAUUAUCAGUAUGUCUUCCAUUUCCUAAUAAUUGCUCCCACAGUUGAUUUCUUCAAACCAAGCUGCUUACCUAUUGCAGAUUCAGUCUUCCCAGCCUGGUGCAGGUCUACAAUUUUGUUUCUGGUGUCCUUUGACAGCUCUUUGGUCUUGGCCAUAGUGGAGUUUGGAGUGUGACUGUUUGAGGUUGUGGACAGGUGUCUUUUAUACUGAUAACAAGUUCAAACAGGUGCCAUUAAUACAGGUAACGAGUGGAGGACAGAGGAGCCUCUUAAAGAAGAAGUUACAGGUCUGUGAGAGCCAGAAAUCUUCCUUGUUUGUAGGUGACCAAAUACUUAUUUUCCACCAUAAUUUGCAAAUAAAUUCAUUAAACAUCCUACAAUGUGAUUUUCUGGAGAAAAAACUUCUCAAUUUGUCUGUCAUAGUUGACGUGUACCUAUGAUGAAAAUUACAGGCCUCUCUCAUCUUUUUAAGUGGGAGAACUUGCACAAUUGGUGGCUGACUAAAUACUUUUUUCCCCCCACUGUAUAUAUAUAUAUAUAUAAUACAUGUUUUAUGUAUUUUUAUUUAUUUGUACAUUUAUUUGAUCAGGGAGUCAUACUGAGACCAAGGCCUCUUUUACAGAUGAGCCCUAAAUUACAGAUAUUACAGAAAAUACACACAUCAAAAUAUAAAUACAACAUGUAAGCAGAAAUAAAGAAAAACAAGGUCAUAAAAAACAAACACAUUCAUCUGUAAUAAGGUCCUCAAUCAGCUUUCUGAGGCACCACAACAUCACAUUUAAGAAGGUUUUGAAGAUUGUUCCACAAAUAAGGUGCAAGAAAACUAAAAGCUGAUUUACCUAACUCAGUAUAGACCAAAGGAAUUUCCAUAGUUAGCCAUCCCUGAGACUGGGUGUGGUAACUCAUAUGUCUAAAGUUUAGUAAUGAUGUUAGGUACAGUGGGACUUUUUGUAAAAGGGCUUUAUAAAUUAAAACAUAGCAAUGUAUCAACUUACGUGACAUCAAAGAGGGCCAACCAACUUUCUGGUAGAGAAUUCAGUUAUGAGUUCAAAAAUUGUCGCCCAUAGUAAAGCGCAGUGCACUAUAAUAAACUGCAUCUAAUGGCUUUAAAGAAGCGAUGAGAAAUGAGAAAUGGAGAAUCACACACACGCUCACACGCACGCACGCACACACACAUACAUAAACACACAGUACUAACAACAGAACCAGUCCUGGGUGUGUGUUUUACACGGACAGUGAGUAAAUACCAUAGAAUUAGGAAUUAGAAUACUAGAAUGUACAUGAACCAUCUUAUGAUGGGAUAAAGGUCAGUCAUUUUGGUCAGGGAGUUGGUCAACCAUGGUUUGCCAGUGCUGUGAUAAGAUAUUGUGUAAAAUAAUGCAUUUGAAGAAUUUAUUUGCACUGUAUGUUGAUUAGCUAGCUAGCCAGCCAGUUUUAGAGGAAUUAUUCCAAUAAUAUUUCAAUUUAACUGCCAAUAUGCCAGCAUUCCAUUCAAACAAUGCACUCAAUCCACAGCCAUACACCACACCAAUCAGUUGAUGAUAGGACUUACACAAGUUGUAAAUACAACAAGUACUGAUAUUGUAUCAUAUAAUAGCACUCACAGCUUUACAAGAAAACAAAAAAAUGAGACAUUUAUGGUCUGUUUACAUAUAUUUUAGAAGCUAUUUAGACAGAAAAUUGGUAUAAAACUGGUAUAAACUGUCUUUAUGACAAUAUUUUAUGUUGACAGUAAUUCUAUUGCACUAUGUCUGAUAUAUCACAUGGCUUACUUUGAUUUUCCUGUGUAAGUAAAAUCAGGAUUAUUGGGGGGAACAGAGGGUGAUUACUGUUGAAUUGGAAUGCCCUCUGUGUUUCAUUCUCGUUGUGUGUGUUCUCUCCUCCACAGCUCUGCUGACCUGCCGUCCAGAUGAGUUCCAGUGUGGUGAUGGGUCCUGUGUCCAUGGUACCAAGCAGUGCAACAGGGUGCACGACUGUCCUGACUUCAGUGAUGAGGCCGGCUGUAUCAACGGUGGGUAGACCCUGCCUUCUCUGCUGCCCUUUAUCUCCUCUCCUAGCUAUUGCAUUAUGUCCAUAUAGUUGACAUAUGUUCCAAUAAUCCAAAAUACAUUUUCCUUAGUUUCCUCCCAUCUUUUUUCCACUUAUUGCUAUACUCACUGGGUUUUCACACAAAGGGAAGGCAUUUAUGGGUACAUUGGGACACACUACUGCUGUAGCUUUCUUUCUUCAUAUCCUUACUACAUUCUCCUAUCCAGCUCUGUGGGCAUUUAAAAGAAUAUUGGGACACAGAACUGUUUCUGUAUACCUAUGGUGAAGUAAAUCUAGAUUUUGUUGCCAUGUGUCUAUGGUAACACAUUCUUAUUUGAGAGCUACGGUCUUUGUCUUGUCUAUCUAUGCCGGAGAAAACUCAAGGUCAAACUAAUGCUAACUGGGAUUUAUUUAGGAGCCGUUGUUGUAAGAUGUAGUCAGUGAUCAACCUGAAAUCCAUAACACACUGCUACACAGUUUCACACAAUGUUUGGUGUGUGUGUAUGUGGGUGUGUGUGUGUGUGCUUGAAUAGUGGUGUAACUCCAGCCAUGCAGACACAGUAGAAUAGUGGUGUAACUCCAGCCAUGCAGACAGACAGUAGAAUAGUGGUGUAACUCCAGCCAUGCAGACACAGUAUAAUAGUGGUGUAACUCCAGCCAUGCAGACAGACAGUAGAAUAGUGGUGUAACUCCAGCCAUGCAGACAGACAGUAGAAUAGUGGUGUAACUCCAGCCAUGCAGAUAGACAGUAGAAUAGUGGUGUAACUCCAGCCAUGGAGACAGACAGUAGAAUAGUGGUGUAACUCCAGCCAUGCAGACAGACAGUAGAAUAGUGGUGUAACUCCAGCCAUGCAGACACAGUAGAAUAGUGGUGUAACUCCAGCCAUGCAGACAGACAGUAGAAUAGUGGUGUAACUCCAGCCAUGCAGACAGACAGUAGAAUAGUGGUGUAACUCCAGCCAUGCAGACAGACAGUAGAAUAGUGGUGUAACUCCAGCCAUGCAAGCAGACAGUAGAAUAGUGGUGUAACUCCAGCCAUGCAGACAGACAGUAGAAUAGUGGUGUAACUCCAGCCAUGCAGGCAGACAGUAGAAUAGUGGUGUAACUCCAGCCAUGCAGACAGACAGUAGAAUAGUGGUGUAACUCCAGCCAUGCAGACAGACAGUAGAAUAGUGGUGUAACUCCAGCCAUGCAGACAGACAGUAGAAUAGUGGUGUAACUCCAGCCAUGCAGACAGACAGUAGAAUAGUGGUGUAACUCCAGCCAUGCAGACAGACAGUAGAAUAGUGGUGUAACUCCAGCCAUGCAGACAGACAGUAGAAUAGUGGUGUAACUCCAGCCAUGCAGACAGACAGUAGAAUAGUGGUGUAACUCCAGCCAUGCAGACAGACAGUAGAAUAGUGGUGUAACUCCAGCCAUGCAGACAGACAGUAGAAUAGUGGUGUAACUCCAGCCAUGCAGACAGACAGUAGAAUAGUGGUGUAACUCCAGCCAUGCAGACAGACAGUAGAAUAGUGGUGUAACUCCAGCCAUGCAGACAGACAGUAGAAUAGUGGUGUAACUCCAGCCAUGCAGACAGACAGUAGAAUAGUGGUGUAACUCCAGCCAUGCAGACAGACAGUAGAAUAGUGGUGUAACUCCAGCCAUGCAGACAGACAGUAGAAUAGUGGUGUAACUCCAGCCAUGCAGACACAGUAGAAUAGUGGUGUAACUCCAGCCAUGCAGACAGACAGUAGAAUAGUGGUGUAACUCCAGCCAUGCAGACAGACAGUAGAAUAGUGGUGUAACUCCAGCCAUGCAGACAGACAGUAGAAUAGUGGUGUAACUCCAGCCAUGCAGACAGACAGUAGAAUAGUGGUGUAACUCCAGCCAUGCAGACACAGUAGAAUAGUGGUGUAACUCCAGCCAUGCAGACAGACAGUAGUAUAGUGUUUUUAACGCCAUCAAUGCGAUACACAGAGACAGUAGCAGUGUGUGAAGGUACAUGACUGUAGAGUCCUGGAAAACAGCCAGGAGAUCACAUUACAGAGUGGAGUACCAGCAGGAUGUAUUACAGUACAGUGUACCAGCAGGAUGUAUUACAGUACAGUGUACCAGCAGGAUGUAUUACAGUACAGUGUACCAGCAGGAUGUAUUACAGUACAGUGUACCAGCAGGAUGUAUUACAGUACAGUGUACCAGCAGGAUGUAUUACAGUACAGUGUACCAGCAGGAUGUAUUACAGUACAUUACACCUCUCCUAUGCUAUUAUUACACUAACACCUUCUCUACUGCAGGGACAGACAGACAGACAGACAGGGUGCUAAGCUACCAAAGUUGUAUCAUUGUUACUUAUUGCCCACAAGCUAAUAAUACUGGACGGAAGUGUCUGGGAACCAGAGAGCUUGUUUGAUGCUAUCUGGCCAGAGGAAUCAGAGUAGUAGUGACAUGCAUUGGAAAUCAAACACUUGUUGUAAGCUUUUGCAAGGUAAUGAUCAGUGUAUUUUUCUACCCUUUCCCAGCCACUAAGUGUGAUGGCCCCAGGAAGUUUAUGUGCAAGAACGGACAGUGUAUCGACAGCAGCAAGGUGUGUGAUGCCGUCAAAGACUGCAAGGACUGGUCAGAUGAACCUAUGAAGGAGUGUGGUGAGACACACACAAACACACAUGCAUGCAUGCAUGCAUGCAUACACAUACAAACGCAUACAUACACUGUACACUGAUAAAUGUACACACAUGCAUACAUACACACACACACACACACACACACACACACACACACACACACACACACUUAUUAACAUCCACUUGACAUGCAAAUGGUCACUGUGCUAGUAAUCAGAGCUUCAUUUCAUCAAUGGAGAGUAAAUCAGUACAACUCUCAGCGCUCUCGUUCCCAUCAAAGACCAACUCUUCCCUCGAGUGUGUUCACGGCUAGGAAACGUGCUCUGACUACACUACCCAUAAGGCACCAUAUGGAUUAGCUUCCCACCAUAGAUAAUUGCAACUUAGAGCUCUUUAGUCAUGGACCUCACAGUGGAAUGCUCUGGAACCUCUAGCUUUGUGUUCCUGAUAGGUCAACAGUAUGUCAACAUUCAGAUCAGCUCCAGCACUGGCAACCAACCACUGCUUUCAUCUUUCUUAUCUUUUGUAAUGAUGAAAUAGAGUGACAUGAAAUCUAUUUGGUGUGCUGUACAUUAACAUCUGUGACAUUAUAUCUUUGCUUUGCCGUACAUGUUAUGCAUAUAUUCUGUUAGAAUUGUAUCAAUGUAGAAAUAUAACAUGGGCUUUUGUACUACUGAAACCAUGUAAGUGAACAUGUACUGUUCGUUAAUAUGGAAGAUAAAUGACCAGCUUGUGGUUGUACAACAUCCUCCAGCCUCCCUCUCUUCCUAUCAGGCAUGACUGUACCUGUAGCCUUGUUUAAUCUGCUAUGUAAACUCAUAACGAAGUGUCUGCUGUCAACACCACUCUAUCUGCUAGAAUUAUGAGCGGAAGGGAGGAAGGAGUGGGAUAAAGGGAUGCAAGGAAGGAUGGAGACUGGUAGAGAGAAGGAGGAGGGGAGGGGGGUAAGGAGAGGAUAGAUACUGAAAGGGGAACAGAAGGAGAGAGAGGGAAGGUAAGGAGGAGGGAUGGAUAAAGGGAUAAGAGGAGGAAAGAGGAGGAGGAGAAGGGAUGGAUGGAUAGUGGGAUGGAUAGGGGGAUAAGGGGAGGAAGGAGAGGGAUAUGGGGAGGAGGAGGGAUGGAUAGAGGGAUGGAUAAGGGGAGGAAGGAGGGGGAUAUGGUGAGGAGGAGGGAUGGAUAGAGGGAUAAGGGGAGGAAUGAGAGGGAUAUGGGGAGGAGGAGGGAUGGAUAGAGGGAUGGAUAAGGGGAGGAAGGAGGGGGAUAUGGGUAGGAGGAGGGAUGGAUAGAGGGAUGGAUGGGGGAUAAGGGGAGGAAGGAGGGGGAUAUGGGGAGGAGGAGGGAUGGAUAGAGGGAUAAGGGGAGGAAUGAGGGGGAUAUGGGGAGGAGGAGGGAUGGAUAGUGGGAUGGAUAAGGGGAGGAAGGAGGGGGAUAUGGUGAGGAGGAAGGAUGGAUAGAGGGAUAAGGGAGGGAUAUGGGGAGGGAGGAGGGAUGGAUAGAGGGAUGGAUAAAGGGAGGAAGGAGGGAUGGGAUAGGGGGAUAAGGGGAGGAAGGAGGGGGAUAUGGGGAGGAGGAGGGAUGGAUAGAGGGAUAAGGGGAGGAAUGAGAGGGAUAUGGUGAGGAGGAGGGAUGGAUAGAGGGAUAAGGGGAGGAAUGAGAGGGAUAUGGGGAGGAGGAGGGAUGGAUAAGGGGAGGAAGGAGGGGGUAUGGGGGUAGGGGAGGGAGGAUGGUAGAGGGAUGGAUAAGGGGAGGAAUGAGGGGGAUAUGGUGAGGAGGAGGGAUGGAUAGUGGGAUGGAUAAGGGGAGGAAGGAGGGGGAUAUGGGGAGGAGGAGGGAUGGAUAGGGGGAUAAGGGGAGGAAGGAGAGGGAUAUGGGGAGGAGGAGGGAUGGAUAGAGGGAUGGAUAGGGGGAUAAGGGGAGGAAGGAGAGGGAUAUGGGGAGGAGGAGGGAUGGAUAGAGGGAUAAGUGGAGGAAGGAGAGGGAUAUGGGGAGGAGGAGGAGGAGGGAUGGAUAGAGGGAUAAGGGAAGGAGAGCUGCUCCUUUGAGGAAAUCAAAUUAGACGGGGGCACCUGACGCAUAGCCGCCCCCUCUUGAGCCCCAGUACAUUUUGGACUGGUUCCAGGUGUGUAAUAGCUACAUAUUCCCCUAGAGCCUCCCCAGGCGCACACACACACACACACACACACACACACACACCAAUAUCUUGGUUGUUUUAUUGAUGUUUAACUCCCUUUCACCACCCCCCCCCCCUCUCUCUCUCUCUCUCUCUCUCUCCCUCUCUAGGUGUGAAUGAGUGUGCAGACAAAAAUGGAGGCUGCUCUCACAUCUGCAGAAACAGGAGGAUCGGCUAUGAGUGUGACUGUCCCUCUGGAUACCAACUAAUGGACAAGAAGACCUGUGAAGGUAGAGUACCAGACAACCUGUCCCUCUCAGACAAGACCUGUGAAGGUACAGGACCAGAAAACCUGUCCCUCUCAGACAAGACCUGUGAAGGUACAGGACCAGACAAUCUAAAACCUUACUUCAAUACACCAAAAUGGCUCUCAUUCACUUUCAGGGAUUCCGUUAGCCAGUAAUAGCCAGCUUUUGGCCGAUAAAAAAAUAGAAAAGCCCGAUAAUUAAAAUUGCCGCUGGCCAAUUGUCCAGGAGAAGAAGGAAAAAUCCCAUUAAGAAAUAAUGCUUUUAGCCUCUUCAUUGAUGGAAAUUCCAGUUGAUGGAAAUACAUUUUACUGGUCAUGCUUAUCAGUCUGUAGGUUAAUUUGCAUAAUUUAGUGGAAUUAAAUUGGUGCGUGUGUACAGUAUAUUCGUUAUGUAUCUUAUUUAUCACACACACAGCAAACAGAUACAGAGCCGUUGAGAGGAACAUCUGUCAGAAAGCGUGAGAGCUGCUCCUACUGCAUCUCAAACCGUAAACGCAGACGACGGAAGACAGGCUUCAUCAGCACGUCACACACCACUCUGCAAUGAGCUGGAGGCAGUGUGCAUUUUCAAAACGGAAUUGUUUGAAACCUGAAAAUUUUACUACAUAUGACGCAUGUCUUACCUUGCUUCAAAGUAGCCUAACCAAAAUCAGACCAUAUCCGUGGAGGCAAUUAUUUGAUAUAAACUUUCUUUCAUUGUCCUGUAGCCAAAGGCACAAUCCUAGUCAUAUUAGCAACCCAUGCUAGUUGUUACAUAUUAGAUCUCCCCUCUUUCUAAAUUACGAACAGAUACAGUGUCUUCGGAAAGUAUUCAGACCCCUUGACUUUUUCCACAUUUUGUUAGGUUACAGCCUUAUUCUAAAAUUGAUUUAAAUGUUUUUUUUUCCUCAUCCAUCUACACACAAUACCCCAUAAUGACAAAGCAAAAACAGGAUUUUAUCAAGUUUGGCAAAUUUAUUAAAAAUAAAAAACUGAAAUAUCACAUUUAUAUAAGUAUUCAGACCCUUUACUCAGUCCUUUAUUGAAGCACCUUUGGCAGCGAUUACAGCCUUGAGUCUUCUUGGUUAUGAUGCUACAAGCUUGGCACACCUGUAUUUGGUGAGUUUCUCCCAUUCUUCUCUGCAGAUCCUCUCAAGCUCUGUCAAGUUCGAUGGGGACCGUUGCUGCACAGCUAUUUUCAGGUCUCUUCAGAGAUGUUAAAUGGGGUUCAAGUCCGGGCUCUGGCUGGGCCACUCAAGGACAUUCAGAGACUUGUCCCAAACCCACUCCUGCGUUGUCUUGGCUGUGUGCUUAGGGUCAUUGUCCUUUUGGAAGGUGAACCUUUGCCCCAGUCUGAGGUCCUGAGCGGUUUUCAUUAAGGAUCUCUCUGUACUUUGUUCCGUUCAUCUUUGCCUCGAUCCUGACUAGUCUCCCAGUCCCUGCAGCUGAAAAACAUCCCCACAGCAUGGUGCUGCCAACACCAUGCUUCACCGUAGGGAUGGUGCCAGGUUUCCUCCAGAAGUGAAGCUUGGUAUUCAGGCCAAAGAGUUCAAUCUUGGAUUCAUCAGACCAGACAAUCGGGAUCUUGGUCACCUCCCUGACCAAGGCCCUUCUCCCCCGAUUGCUCAGUUUGGCCGGGCGGCCAGCUCUAUGAAGAGUCUUGGUGGUUCCAAACAUUUAGGAAUGAUGGAGACCACUGGGUUCUUGGGGACCUUCAAUGCUGCAGAUAUUUUUUGGUACCCUUCCCCAGAUCUGUGCCUCGACACAAUCCUGUCUCGGAGCUCUAUGGACAAUUCCUUCGACCUCAUGGCUUGGUUUUUGCUCUGACAUGCACUGUCAACUGUGGGACCUUAUAUAGACAGGUGUGUGCCUUACCAAAUCAUUUCCAAUCAAUUGAAUUUACCACAGGUGGACUCCAAUCAAGUUGUAGAAACAUCUCAAGGAUGAUCAAUGGAAACAGGAUACACCUGAGCUCAAUUUCGAGUCUCAUAGCAAAGGGUGUGAAUACUUAAGUAAAUAAGGUAGUUCUGUUUUUAAUUUUUCUAUUUCCCCCAACCCCCCCCCCCCCCCAAAAAAAUUUUUUUUUUCUAAAAACCUGUUUUCGCUUUGUCAUUAUGGGGUAUUGUGUGUAGAUUGCUGAGGAUUUUUAUUUAUUUAAUAAAUUUUAGAAUAAGGCUGUAACAUAACAAAAUGUGGAAAAAUUCAAGGGGUCUGAAUACUUUCCGAAGGCACUGUAUUUUCAUCUCUGUCACAUGAAACCGCUCGCAUUUGCAGAGUGUUUUCCCGCUAAUUGCAUUAUGGAACGAACAUUCGCGCACAGCCUACUGCCUUAUGUGCAUUGCUGCGCUUAUAAUGUAUAUAAUAACAGUUUAUCAACAUUUUAAAGCUAAACGUUCUGAUCUGUUGCAUCUUAACGUUUAGUUUUUUUGUAGCCUACUGGUUGGAUGCAUUUGGGAUUUAUCGUUCAAAAACUGUCCCAGAGUGUUAAGAAUAGGCCAUUUUUUUCUCGACAAGCUGAACAAUAGAAUAGGUCAACUUUUCUACCUUGGGGGAUAGUAGAUUGACAUAGGCUAGUGAUUUUACUGUUCGUUACUCAUCUUGUUGACUGAGGAAAAGUAAAUGUGGACAGUUAUUCUAACAUCUUCAAAGUGUGCAUCAGAAUUCGGGAAGAAGGGCCGCACAUCAUUGCAUCCUCGACUUGCAUGUUCUGUUAAUAUGAAUUACCAUAAUCUAAAUGUGAUUUCUGUCAUUCUGAGCACCGUGGGUGGACGCUUUAAUCAGGUUACGCACCCAAUGCAUAUGGGUCUGGUAAAUUGCUCAAAUGUGCGGUAAAUUAAAAUGCAGCCGGUCAAAUGUCCGGGAGCCACAUUUUCCUAAUGGAAACCCUGUUCCCUUUAGCCAUUACAUCAUGACCAACGAUUGCUCUGUCUGAAAAUUGCUCUCUCAAUCUCUUACACGUUCCCUUCUCUUCUCGUACUCUCUCUUUCCAAACAGUACUUACAUAUAUCUCUACCUACCGCCCAUCCCCUUGGUCUCCUGUCUGUGUGGAGACAGUGUGUCCUGUGUUAUUGAUGUAUUUCUAAUGUCUCUCCCCAGACAUAGAUGAGUGUGAGAAUCCCAACUCAUGCAGCCAGAUCUGCAUCAACUACAAAGGAGACUACAAG